Aureobasidium subglaciale EXF-2481 is the source of this 1253-nucleotide messenger RNA. RefSeq lists its product as uncharacterized. The transcript is spliced from 2 exons. Bases 120 to 1178 code for a protein of 352 amino acids. Gene Ontology annotation, molecular function: hydrolase activity, acting on glycosyl bonds. The record is from RefSeq and is a predicted model, not a curated record. Lineage: Eukaryota; Fungi; Ascomycota; Dothideomycetes; Dothideales; Saccotheciaceae.
AUUGUCGGAAUCAACCCUGUAACCGCAAGUUCGUUCGAUGACUGCUUGUCACUUUGCACAGCCCAAGGCAGUGUAUGCGUCGGCAUAACUUUUGGUAAAUUUGGUGGUUCUGACCCGCAAUGUUAUUUGAAAAAAAAGAUGGCAGCUGCUUACCUCACUCCGACUUACGUCGUGGACUCUGCUCUCCGUAUCUCGGGCCCCAAUGGAGUCAGUCAGUCGCUCGUCGCCAACGGUGGCUUCGAGACUGGAGAUCUCACCGGCUGGACAGGAGGCCAGACUUCCGUACAAUAUUCCGUACAAUAUUCCGUCGCACAAGCUCUAUGGCCUUCCCUCUCAGUGUCGUCAACUCACGCCCCUUAUCAACCCUAUCCAUCAGCGGUGCUCUCAAGCAGGUCUUUUCCCCAGUACCCUCAUCCUCGAUGAGUGGCUUCUAUGGCCACGCCGAGAUAGUAGUCAACCCGGCUGGCACCACACCCCCUACCCGUUUCAAGACGAAUGAUCAGUGCUCGGUUUACCUCAACACUGACGGUGGUGUUGUCUAUGCGGGUAGCUUCAAAUACGACGCCAACACGCCGUCUAUACGCACAAAGGUUGAUGUCAGCGGCACAUUUACUCAGGCGCCCUCUUUCCUGAGCCUGCAGGCGUCGUGCCAAGGAAGCUACGACAUGACAAUCGCCUUUGACAAUGUGGUCCUCAAUGUCUUCGAGAUCAGAUCCAACGCGAAUGCUAUUGUGCCUCAGCGCAAGCAAGUCAUUGUCAACGGCGAUUUCUCCAACGGUUUCGACGGCUGGAGAUUUGGAUCCGGCACCCAGCGUUCGACCUAUGACGUUUCCAAUGGCCAGGCCAUCAUCCGCUUCACAAACAUUCACCAAACUCUAGAAUCGCCUACAUAUGUCAUUCAAAACACCCCGCUUCUGGAACUGGGGCAGACGUUCAGCCUGUCCGCAGAUGUGUGGGCUCAGGUGCCAGGCGGCUCGUCUUGCUUCCUCGGCUUGACCGCCGGAAACGUGCAAGUGUGGAAAGUGGACAAGGUGGGUGGUUAUCAAUCAUGGACCAUCAGAGAUGCAAGGGGUGUGACUACAUAUGAUAGUCCAGAAUUAGUCUUCUACGUGACAUGCACGGGUACAGCUAACCCUACAAUGGGGAUAGACAACGUUGUUCUCUACCACAAUAUUUAGAGUCUAGUACAUAGCACAUAUUCGAAGAGAAUCGAGAUGUCUCCAAGGACCAUUUAUAUUUAAGAAGAGCGAUCA